Sphaerodactylus townsendi is the source of this 1842-nucleotide messenger RNA. RefSeq names its product protocadherin beta-1-like. Gene Ontology annotation, cellular component: plasma membrane. Bases 145 to 1617 code for a protein of 490 amino acids. NCBI's taxonomy places the organism in Eukaryota, Metazoa, Chordata, Lepidosauria, Squamata, Sphaerodactylidae. The record is from RefSeq and is a predicted model, not a curated record. Gene Ontology annotation, biological process: homophilic cell-cell adhesion. The transcript has a single exon. Gene Ontology annotation, molecular function: calcium ion binding.
ACCAUAUCAGCAGUUAGAAUCUGAAGCUAGAGGAAGGGUGAGUGCUGGAUGGAUUGGAAAGGAAACAUUUAAAGAAGGAAACCAAUCAAAACAGGAGAACAAUUUUCUAAGAUACAUAAAUGAUCACUGGCUGAGACUCAGAAUAUGGAUGACAGCUUCAGGAUCGGAAAAGGUCUGUACCUUUUGUUCUUGCUCUGUCUGUCUGGAGUGGUGGGUGUCUCCAUUCGCUAUUCUUUGCCUGAAGAGAAGAAAAGUGGGUCUCUGGUGGCUAAUGUGCUGAAGGAUUUGAAACUGGGGCCAGGGGAGCUGUCUGCUCGCAGAGCCCAGCAGGUUUCCAAAAGCAAUAAGCACUAUUUCCAGCUGGAUACCCGAUCUGGGAAUGUGAUUGUAAAUGAAAGAAUAGAUAGAGAAGCCUUGUGUGGCAAGAUGGACUCCUGCUUGCUGUUGGCUGAAAUUGUGCUCCAAAACCCUUUAAAGAUUCACAAUAUUGAGAUUCAGAUAGAAGAUGUGAAUGACAAUUCUCCCAAAUUCUCUAAAAAGGAAUUUGAAAUGGCAGUUCCUGAGAAUGUCCCUACAAAUACUCGAUUCCCUUUGGAAUCUGCCCAAGACACAGAUUUGGGUGAAAAUAGUAUUCAGAACUAUACAUUGAGUCCAAAUGGAAAUUUUGGAUUGGAUGUACGCAGUGAUGAAUUUGGGAGAAAAUAUGUGGCUCUUGUUCUGGAGAAACCACUAGACAGGGAAAAGGAAGUUCAAUUUGGAAUGACUCUCACAGCUGUCGAUGGAGGGGUGCCACAGAGGACAGGGACAAUUCUAAUAAAGGUCAACGUUCUGGACAUAAAUGACAACUUCCCUCAGUUCAGACAAUCUGAAUAUAAAGUAAAGUUAAAGGAAAACAGUCCUCGUGGUACUCUGGUGUCUAAAGUGGAAGCCAAAGAUUUGGAUUUUGGAACAAAUGCACAUAUUAUGCCACUCAUUCCAUCAAGUGGUGAAAAUGUAGCAUUCUUGUUCUCCUUGCAUGAAAGUACUGGGGAAAUAACUGUUUUGGGUCCAAUUGAUUACGAAAAAGAAACCAGCUAUGAUAUAAACAUCAAGGCAACAGAUGGUGGUGGCCUCUCAGGUCACUGCAAAGUCCUGGUGGAAAUUGAGGAUGAGAAUGACAAUGCCCCUGAGAUAUCAAUCAUAUCCAUCACCAGCCCUCUAGCAGAAGACUCUCCUUUAGAUACGCUGGUCGUGCUCUUCGCUGUCACAGACCGAGACUCUGGAAAUAAUGGCAGGACUUUGUGCUCUAUGGAGAUGAACUUGCCCUUUCUCUUAAAAAGCACUGUGAAUAAUUAUUAUCAGCUGGUGACCCAAAGGCCACUGGAUAGAGAGAAGGUUCCUGAGUAUAACAUCACCAUCACAGCCACUGAUCGGGGCUCUCCCAGGCUCACUUCCAUUAGAACGAUCAGUGUCAAGAUCUCCGAUGUCAAUGACAACCCUCCAGUGUUUGAGAAGGCAAAGUAUGAAAUGCAGUUGUGGGAAAACAACAUUCCAGGCCUGCUGAUGGGUUCGGUUCAGGCUGUUGACCUGGACGAGGGGCAGAAUGCCCAGGUGACCUACUCUCUUGUGCCUGGAUAAGCCAGCGGUGCUCCUGUGGCCUCCUUCGUUUCCAUCAACUCUGAGACGGGGAAUCUGUACGUCCUGCGAUCUCUGGAUUACGAGCAGCUCAAGGAGUUCCAAGUGACCGUGAGGGCUUCAGACGGGGGCUCUCCUCCCCUGAGCUCGGAGGUUGUUGUUCGAGUUGUUGUCCUGGAUGAAAACGAUAACGCUCCCUUCUUCCUCUACCCACUUCAGAACAGCACC